Messenger RNA from Hyla sarda, 5890 nucleotides. It is a transcript of the gene ADAMTS15, whose product is annotated as ADAM metallopeptidase with thrombospondin type 1 motif 15. Gene Ontology annotation, biological process: proteolysis; extracellular matrix organization. The record is from RefSeq and is a predicted model, not a curated record. Gene Ontology annotation, cellular component: extracellular matrix. Lineage: Eukaryota; Metazoa; Chordata; Amphibia; Anura; Hylidae. The transcript has 8 exons. Gene Ontology annotation, molecular function: metalloendopeptidase activity. The coding region runs from base 625 to 3450 and encodes 941 amino acids.
AAACAGAGCAGAACUAUAUCCAGAAGGACAGUGCCUAGGAGAGGACAUGACACGGUCUCCGCUAUCACAGACCCCGGGGGGACAUCCGGCCAUCAUCCUCUUACACAAUGCAGAUUCCACUGCUGGGAAAUCUCCUGCACCUCGGUGUCAGCUCUAAUCACUGCAGACCAAGAAAAAGCCUGGAAACUCUGCCAGUGCAAGAACAUGGAGCAGGCGAGGGAGGGAGAGAACAGCUGCUCCAGAACAGAUGAUGUAGUUUCUGGCUCUUUAAAUCCUGCCGGCUAUGGGGAAGGGAGGCAGAGUAUAUGUGUGAGAAUGAGUGAAGGCAAGUCCAAUGAGUCUGCACAGCACCUCCCAGAAAAGAAAAAAAGUGUUUGCAUGGGACAGGGAUGUAUAUAAAGGCAUUCAGGAGGUUGAUGCUGCAUGUGAGCUGACAGGUAGCACAGCAGAGGGAGGCAGGGUAGAGGGCAGCCCAUACAUCUGCUGCUGGACGGGCACCGCUGGAUCAACAGCACUUAUACUCUCAUUGGGUUUUGUGUUCUGCCAGCUCUGGAUCUAUGGGUUCCUGAUCUGCUCUUUCCCCUUUAAGGCGAUUCUUUCCAGUUUUCGGGCUCCGGGUGAGUCAUGGUCACCAUGCUCACACAUCUGGCUGUCACCUCGUUGCUCGCUCUGGAUUUGCUUUUUCUCAGCACUUCUCUCUGCCACCCUCUGGAUGGGGUACUUGUCACCCCAAAAAGGCUGGAUCCUGAUAUCAAUGGAAGGCAAUACUUCAAGGAAGGCAAUGAACAGACUAAAGACACGGGAGUCAUUUUCCAGAUCUCUGCUUUCCAGGAGGAUUUUUAUCUAAAUUUGAGCCCUGAUUCUCAGUUUAUUGCACCAGCUUUUUCCAUGCAUUUCCCUGGCGCUCUCCCCAAACCGUCCCCAAGUGUCAGACAUUGUUUCUACUCUGGAGAUGUCAAUGCCGACCGGGAUUCAUUUGCAGCGCUCAGCCUCUGUGGAGGACUUCGGGGGGCUUUUGGCUACAGAGGAGUGGAGUAUGUAAUAAGCCCCCUAAAAAACAGCACUUUGGAGUUCCUGGGUAGUCAGCAGGGGCUGCACCUGCUGCAGAAAAGGAAAGCACUUUUCAGCUCAUCAGAUACCACAUCCAGGUGUGGGGUCAGCUCCGCACUGAACCAUGGCAUCAUGGAAGCUCUGCAGAGAUACAAGGGUUCCAAGCACCGCAAAAGCUACGUCAAUGGUACCAGAAACCGGGGUGGUCACCGCUCCAGACGUUUCGCUUCCAUCACCAGAUACGUGGAGACAUUAAUAGUGGCAGACGAAUCCAUGCUCAAGUUCCACGGGGAUGACUUACAGCACUAUCUACUAACCUUAAUGGCCACAGCUGCUCGAUUAUACCGUCACCCCAGCAUUCAGAACCCCAUUAAUAUAGUAGUGGUAAAAUUUAUGGUUCUGACCGAUGAUGGGAAGGGUCCAAAAGUGACCACCAACGCUGCCAUGACUCUGAGGAGCUUCUGUGCCUGGCAGAGGAAAUGGAACAAAGUGAGUGACAAGCACCCGGAGUACUGGGACACGGCCAUCCUGUUCACCAAACAGGAUCUGUGCGGCGCCUCCACCUGUGACACUCUGGGGAUGGCGGAUGUGGGUACCAUGUGCGAUCCGAAACGCAGCUGCUCUGUGAUUGAGGAUGACGGGCUCCCUUCAGCCUUCACAACGGCCCAUGAACUUGGUCACGUCUUCAACAUGCCACAUGACAACGUCAAGGCUUGUGAGGAGGUGUUUGGGAAGCUGAAGGAGAACCACAUGAUGUCGCCCACACUGAUACAGAUUGAUCGUGCCAAUCCAUGGUCUGGGUGCAGCGCUGCCAUUAUCACAGAUUUCUUGGACAAUGGGCAUGGUGAAUGUCUCCUCGAUGAACCAGCAAAGCCGAUAUUAUUGCCUGAUGAGCUCCCAGGGGUGGGCUACAGCCUAAACCGACAGUGUGAGCUCGCCUUUGGUCUGGGGUCGAAGCCUUGUCCUUAUAUGCAGUACUGCACUAAGCUGUGGUGUACAGGGAGAGCCCGGGGUCAACUGGUGUGCCAGACCCGACACUUUCCUUGGGCAGAUGGUACCAGCUGUGGCGAUGGGCGGUUCUGUCUGAAUGGAGCAUGUGUAGAGCGACACAACAUCAAGCGAUACAAGGUGGAUGGAUCAUGGGGCAAGUGGAGCCCGUAUGGGCAGUGCUCUCGGACCUGUGGUGGUGGGGUGCAGCUGGCCAGACGAGAGUGUAACAAUCCCGAGCCAUCCCAUGGAGGAGCCUAUUGUGAGGGUCUACGAGUCAAAUACAGAUCAUGUUCUCUCAAUCUCUGCCCUGACACCGGUAAAAGUUUCCGGGAGGAGCAGUGUGAGGCUUUCAAUGGCUUCAAUCACAGCACAAAUCGCCUGACAUCCACGGUUGGAUGGGUCCCCAAAUACUCUGGGGUGUCACUGAGGGAUAAAUGUAAGCUGAUCUGCAGGGCAAACGGCACCGGUUACUUCUAUGUGCUGGCACCAAAGGUCGUCGAUGGGACCCCAUGCGCCCCUGACUCCACCUCUGUCUGUGUGCAAGGAAAGUGCAUCAAAGCCGGCUGUGAUGGUCAACUGGGGUCCAAGAAGAAGUUUGACAAAUGUCGAGUAUGUGGUGGGGACAAUAAGAGCUGCAAGAAGGUCUCUGGUCUUUUUACUAAACCCAUACACGGGUAUAAUUUUGUGGUCACAGUUCCUGCCGGCGCCAGUAACUUGGACGUGAGACAACGUGGGUAUAAAGGUCUCAUCAGCGACGAUAAUUACCUUGCAGUGAAAAAUGGACAAGGCCGAUACCUGCUAAAUGGGAAUUACAUUGUUUCCGCGGUGGAGAGGGACAUCCUGGUACGUGGGAGCCUCCUGAAGUAUACGGGCACGGGCACUGCAGUGGAAGCCUUACAGGCUGUUGGUGCAAUUCAUGAACCCCUGACUAUAGAAGUCUUAUGUGUUGGGAAGAUGACCCCUCCACGGCUGAGAUACUCAUUUUACAUUUCAAGGGAGAAGAAAGACAGUAAAACCAUACAAGUAAUAAGCAAUAGUCUUGCUGCUCUUGCACCUCCACCUCCCCGGCCAAGACCUCAGUCUCACUGGACAGCAGGUAGCUGGGGGUCAUGCUCCGUUUCAUGUGGUGAUGGACAGCAGACUCGAAAAGUCGAAUGCCGAGACCCCUGGGAGCAGCUGGCAUCUGACUGCCAAGCCUCACUGCGUCCAUCUGAAAUAAGGACCUGUGGUGACCCAUGCCCAGUGUGGGAGGCUGGAGAAUGGACAAUGUGCUCAAAGACCUGCGGUCGGGGAUUUAAGAGACGGCAAUUGCGUUGUAGCGCUGGAGGUGGAGUUACAUUACCAAGAGAGCACUGCACACUGAAACGAAAACCUCAGGAACUAGACUUCUGUAUUAUGGGUCCAUGUUAGCCCAAAGGACUGAAAGGGGCAAAUAACUCUGAUAAAUGUAGAGCUGUGCUUCGCACAGGAUAAUGGUGAAUGUGUUGCGCUCCAGCCCAAGCUGGUGGAGACCCACAUUUCAUGACCAAAGGGACUACUUUUACAUUGAGACGUCAGAGUGGAGAACAUUGUGGACAUCUGAAGGUUAAUGCUUUGCACUUUUAUUAGUUGCGUCUUGUGUUGAUUAUGUUUAUGGAUAAUCCUGCAAUGUGUGUGUCACACUCGCCAACAUUGGCUUUCACCUCAUAGCUCUUGUUGUGGAGUCAAUGGAUGAGUUUGCACAGAAGUUUUGUCACUAUGUGAUCAGUCACGUCUCUAAGUUCUACCAAUCUAGAAUCUGGCCAAAUGCUUGAAAAGGAGGCAGACAUACUCCGAAAAGUUCCUGUCUAUGUGCUUCUCCUUCCCUAAUGGGAAGUGGAUGCAACAGUGAAAUCUAUGCAGGAAGACAUAGGGAGAGCCAAGUGUGUCCUCCAUUCUGUGUCUAAUAUGGGGUUACUGGAACUACAGACCCAUCUUCCUUUUGGUGACAUGCUUCACUCAUAGAUCAUUGGAUGAUCAGUACAUUUUUUUUUUUUUUACUUGAAGGAUUUGAAGACCCCAAGGUGUUUCCUCUAGCACUAUUAAAAAUGGGGAUUUAUCCCAAUGGUCAUAGUCAUGGCUAUAAGAAGACAAAUGACCAAUGUACUAUCGAUUGGACAUAGGAUUAUGAUUGGGUAAUGACCACAAGGUGAAGACUCUGUUUUUAAUUUCAGUCCUGUACACCCUUGGAAAGAGCAUCAAAACCAAAUUCAGUAUCUCGUAGACACGUGACUGUCACAGCAGUGUCCAGUGUUAUAUGAAGGACAGACAUAUAGUUGGGUCAGGCCCAGUGCAGCUAUUUACGAUCAUGUUUUCCCAUCAGAUAUUGGGUCAUGGUGAAAACAAUAUUGGCCUUUAGACAUGAAAUAGGGGGAAGUUCUUAGAAUUAUUGAUUUUAAGGAGAAUGGGAACAAAGAAAAGACAUGGACCUCUCACCACUGUGAGACAUCACACAUGGACUAAAAUUGCACAUAUUAGUUCAACCAAGUUCUUUACGACUGUUACACGUGAGUGACAUUGUGCUUUACGACUCCAGAUCCACGUCAGUGAUAGUGAACAACAGGACAAGUAUGGGGUUAAACAAACCUCCAGAUAAAUCUACCUCUACGUAUCACCUGUACGGGAUGAUGGAGCAGACGAGAGGCUAUAGAUAUGAGUGAUAUGAAUGAUCAUUCAUUCCUGUCCUCAAAUUGGGUUCUUAGCUUUUGUCAUUCACACUCUGCAGCAAUGAGCCCUCAUCACCUGACGCUUUUCAUUGAACUUACGAAGACUGCAAGUAGCCAAAUAAUUUUACUCCUUUAGAUGAUGAACUCUGUUAAACAGGUGCUAAGACUUGGGUGUCCAUCCCUGGUCAUCUAUACGGCAGCCAUAGGGAGCCCAGUCACCAGUUGUUUUGCCGGGACUACCUGGUCUAUAGAAUGGGGCAUUACAUUUCACGAGUCUAUGAACAAAGUACAAGCACCAGAAUUUCUGAAUUUUCCUAGAAGAUCGGAAUUUUCGUGUCACUACAUAGCAUAAGGUUAUUAGAGGCUCUGAUGAGUAUUUGGUCAGCCCCUAAUACACAGGCUCUGGUAGUUAUUUGGUCAGCCUUUAAUAUAGAAAGCAGCGAUUAUGUGGUCAUUCCCUGAUAUAAAACCGUAGUGACUAUUUGGUCUUAUUUCUAAUAUGUAGGGUAGUGAUUUCCUGUUUUUUUUCCCCCCCUAUUAUAAAGGGGGAGUGAUUAUCUGGUCCUUCUGUGAAAUAUAAGGGGUAGUGAUUAUCUGGUCCUUCCCUUAUAUAUAACAUAGUGAUGAUCUGCUCUUUCCUUUAUAUAGAGAGUAGAAAUGAUGUGGUCCUUCCCUUUUAUAGAUGGAAGUGAUUACCAGGUUCUUUCCUAAUAUAAAAACUAGCAACUGUCUGGUCCUAAUAUAGAGGGUAGUGAUUAUCUGUUGCCUCCCUGAUAUAAAAGAUGGUGAUUAUCUGGCCAUUCUUAUCUGGUUAAUCUAAAGAACCUUGUUAUACCAAGCUGUUCAUGUUCUUAUCUCUGCAAAGUACAACCAAUGUGGGAAUCCUGAGCUCCUGACACCGGAGAUCUCACCUCCAAUCCUGCCCUUUAAGGACCGGUGUUACUGGGAUGUAAUGAUGUUGUGACGGACAAGGCUGAUAAUACCCAUGUGGGAGAUCUCAGUUCUGUGUAUGUUUCUUUUUGUACAUUUACUUUACAAUAUUUUUUAUAAAACAGAAGACAAGCCAAAGUAGCGGCUGCUAAAAUCUGUAUACUGUGUAUACUCUGUAUGGGCAUGAGUGAUAAAGAAUAAACACUUACUGAAACCACUGGCUGUUUAUUACUUCU